UUAAUUCCUGAGCCAUGAGAGUCUCCAGUGAGAUGGCAACAUAUAGCAGUAGGCUGUUAAGGUGGGAACAGUGGUCCUCAGGCCUGAAUGGGCCCCAGUCACUUGGGGAGCCUGUUGAUCCAUGCAGAUUUACAGGGCUGCCUGAAAUUUAGACUUGAAGUUGCUGAGUUCUUCAUUAAGCUGGAAAAAGGGGUGGGGGGAAUCUUUCUUUUUUUUUUUUUUGGCCAUGCCCUGGGAUUUUAGUUCUCUGGCUGGGGGUUGAACCUGCACCCUCAGCAAUGAAAAAGUGGGGAUUCCUAACCAUUGGACCACCAGGGAAUUCCCAAGUAAUCUAUCAUUAACAAGUUAGCAAACAGUCUGCUACUGGUACAGGUGACCUGCAGGCCCUGCAUUUGGUGAGGAAUUGGCUUCCAGGGCCUGGAAGGCAGUAGGUGAUAUGGGGAGGGUGAACCUGGCUGACCACCACCGUCAUUUACUGUGUGAUCUGCAGUGAGUUGCAUCCUCACAGAGUGUCUUCAUCUCGAACACCAUGAAGUCAUGUGGGUUCAAAGACAUGGACAAAAGGUUUUGCACAGUGCACCGUUUACUGACCUCUGACUCUAAACACAGAAGAGGUCAUUAGUGUGAAUGCCCAUAAGAGGGAAAUAAUACCAAUGAACAUUUCUUGAGUAUUUACUGUUUAUAAUCCCCUACGUUAAAUCCUGUUUAUAGGUUAUCUUGAUGAAAUUUUACAACACCUCAAGUAUGUGCUAUUAUGGCCAUUCUUAGCAGUGAACUGACUGAGCCAGUGAGAUGUUGUUGAGUAACUUGCCCAAGGUCACACAGCUAAGGAGAACAAAUGUGUACCUACGCCUAUUCAGAGACUGAGGAAGGGCCGGAGUGGCAAGGGGAAGAGCGGAUUGUUGAGGGGCAGUUCAGGAAGAGCAGUCUACCCCGGUGCCCACUAGGUAUCCAGGAUGCCGGUCAGCAUCCUGGACAGCGCUCGUGGGGGCAGGCCUGGCUCUCUCCUCGGGGAGAUGCACUGGGAGGACUCUCCCACCUAGUGAGUUGGAGUUCGGAUCUGUGUAAGGUUCCUGGCCUACAGGAGGCUGCUCCAAUGGGGUGGGGGCCCCCCGCGGGGCCGGGCGGGGCUGCAUUGCCAUCUGGAGCCGCUGCGCGGCCGGCCACAGUGAAGGCGCGAGCAACCAGAGCGCACGCAGGGCUGGAGAGAGCACAGCCUCCGCCGCCACCGCCGCGGCGGCACAUGGGCCGGCCCCGCCGUCGCCGCCGCCGCCACCGCCGCCCCUAGCAGCCCCCGUCUCGCAGCCUCCCGCAGCUCCGGCCACCCGACCAGCCAUGUCUUUCAGCGGAGCCUCCGAGCGCAGCGUCCCGGCCACCAAGAUUGAAAUCACCGUGUCCUGCCGGCAGUCUGGACGCGUCCAGUCGGCAGAGAAACAGCUCUUAGGCUGAGAUUUCCGGUGUUGUCCAGGGUGCUGAUAACGCGGGACCCCGGCAGGGUGUAGUUACGGGGGAGGGAGAAACCUGCUGGACCUCGACACCUUCUCCAAGUCCGACCCCAUGGUGGUGCUUUACACGCAGAGCCGGGCCAGCCAGGAGUGGCGGGAGUUCGGACGGACCGAGGUGAUCGACAACACACUGAACCCAGACUUCGUGCGCAAAUUCGUCCUCGACUACUUCUUUGAGGAAAAGCAAAACCUGCGCUUCGAUGUGUACAACGUCGACUCCAAAACCAACAUCUCCAAACCGAAGGAUUUCCUGGGCCAAGCGUUCCUGGCCCUGGGAGAGGUGAUCGGAGGCCAGGGCAGCCGAGUUGAGCGACCCCUCACGGGUGUACCAGGCAAGAAGUGUGGGACCAUAUUGCUGACUGCAGAGGAGCUUAGCAAUUGUCGGGAUAUUGCCACCAUGCAGCUGUGUGCAAACAAACUGGACAAGAAGGACUUCUUUGGGAAAUCAGACCCCUUCCUCGUGUUCUACAGGAGCAAUGAGGAUGGCACGUUCACCAUCUGCCACAAGACAGAGGUUGUGAAAAACACACUGAAUCCUGUAUGGCAGCCCUUCAGCAUCCCUGUGCGGGCCUUGUGCAAUGGAGACUAUGACAGAACGGUGAAGAUUGACGUGUAUGACUGGGACCGGGAUGGAAGCCACGACUUCAUCGGUGAGUUCACCACCAGCUACCGAGAGCUGAGCAAGGCCCAGAACCAGUUCACCGUGUAUGAGGUACUUAACCCUCGGAAGAAAUGUAAGAAGAAGAAAUACGUCAAUUCGGGAACCGUGACGCUGCUCUCCUUUUCUGUGGACUCUGAGUUCACUUUUGUCGAUUACAUCAAGGGAGGGACACAGUUGAACUUCACAGUAGCCAUUGACUUCACAGCUUCUAAUGGGAAUCCCCUGCAGCCCACCUCCCUGCACUACAUGAGUCCUUAUCAGCUCAGUGCCUAUGCCAUGGCCCUCAAGGCAGUGGGAGAAAUCAUCCAGGACUAUGACAGUGACAAGCUCUUCCCAGCUUACGGCUUUGGCGCCAAGCUCCCUCCAGAGGGACGGAUCUCCCACCAGUUCCCCCUGAACAACAAUGAUGAGGACCCCAACUGCGCGGGCAUCGAGGGUGUGUUGGAGAGCUACUUCCAGAGCCUACGCACAGUGCAGCUCUACGGGCCCACCUACUUCGCCCCUGUCAUCAACCAGGUGGCCAGGGCUGCAGCCAAGAUCUCUGAUGGUUCCCAGUACUAUGUUCUGCUCAUCAUAACUGAUGGGGUCAUCUCGGACAUGACACAGACGAAGGAGGCCAUCGUCAGUGCCUCAUCACUGCCCAUGUCUAUCAUUAUUGUCGGUGUGGGACCGGCCAUGUUUGAAGUUUGUCCCAUUCCGAGACUAUGUCGACCGGUCGGGGAACCAGGUGCUGAGCAUGGCCCGACUUGCCAAGGAUGUGCUGGCGGAGAUCCCAGAGCAGCUACUGUCCUAUAUGCGCACCAGGGACAUCCAGCCUCGCCCGCCACCCCUUGCCACCCCCAGCCCGACACCAGCUCCAGAGCAUCCCUAAAUAGCCCAUCUAACCAAUGCCCAGCAGUCUGCCUGCCUGCCCACCCAUUGCUUCUGCUCAAAAUCAGAGGCACCUGGAACCUUGGACCUCAUUGGGAGGGCAGCUUGGAGGAUCGGUAUUGGCUGGUCGAGCCCUCUGCCCCAUUACCCACAGAAGGGCCUGGCACUGUCACCACCUCCCUGCCUUCUUGCCAAUAAUAAAGCUGAUCUUUACUCCA
Molecule: messenger RNA, 3254 nt
Organism: Cervus elaphus (red deer)
Lineage: Eukaryota; Metazoa; Chordata; Mammalia; Artiodactyla; Cervidae
Gene: CPNE9
Product: copine family member 9
Exons: 21
Coding region: 1558-3234 (558 amino acids)
Biological process (GO): cellular response to calcium ion
Cellular component (GO): plasma membrane
Molecular function (GO): calcium-dependent phospholipid binding
Source: RefSeq, a predicted model, not a curated record